AUGACCUUCACAGAAUCUACAGGUCCCAGAACCUUAUAUGACAAAGUCUUUGACGCCCAUGUCGUUCAUAAGGACGAAAACGGCUCUUAUUUAUUAUACAUCGAUAGACAUUUAGUCCACGAAGUCACAUCUCCACAAGCCUUUGAGGGUUUGCAAAACGCUGACAGAAAAGUUAGAAGAAUUGACUGUACUUUAGCAACCUGUGACCAUAAUAUUCCAACUGAAUCAAGAAAGAAUUUCACAGAUAUUGACUCUUUCAUCAAACAAACUGACUCCAGACUACAAGUGAAAACUUUGGAAAAGAAUGUGAAGAGUUUCGGUGUCCCAUAUUUUGGUAUGACUGAUCCAAGACAAGGUAUCGUUCACACCAUUGGUCCUGAACAAGGUUUUACCCUACCAGGUACCACCGUUGUCUGUGGUGACUCUCACACCUCUACUCAUGGUGCAUUUGGUUCUUUGGCUUUUGGUAUUGGUACCUCUGAAGUGGAACACGUCAUGGCUACUCAAACCAUUAUCCAAGCCAGAUCCAAAAACAUGUUGAUUAAGAUUACUGGUAAAUUGAAUCAUGGCGUUACCUCAAAAGAUUUAAUUCUUCACAUUAUUGGGGAAAUUGGUACAGCUGGUGGUACUGGUUGUGUCAUGGAAUUUUCUGGUGACGCAAUUGAAGCUUUGUCUAUGGAAGCACGUAUGUCCAUGUGUAAUAUGGCCAUUGAAGCUGGUGCAAGAGCUGGUAUGAUUAAGCCUGAUGAAAAGACUUUUGAAUAUGUUAAGGGAAGACCAUUGGCUCCAAAGGGUAAAGAAUUUGAAAAGGCUUUGAAAUACUGGAGAACUUUGAACACUGAUGAAGGUGCUCAGUUUGAUCAUAUUGUCACAAUCAAGGCUGAAGAUGUGAUUCCAACCAUUACUUGGGGUACUUCUCCACAAGAUGCCUUGCCAAUUUCCGGUUCUGUUCCAGACCCAGCAAAGGAAACUGAUCCAAUCAAAAAGUCAGGUAUGGAGAGAGCCUUGCAAUAUAUGGGUCUUGAACCAAAUACUCCAUUGAAAAGUAUUAAAAUUGAUAAGGUUUUCAUUGGUUCCUGUACUAAUGCACGUAUUGAAGAUUUGAGAAACGCUGCUGCAGUAGUUAAAGGUCACAAGUUAGCUGAUAACAUCUUGCAAGCUAUGGUUGUUCCAGGUUCUGGUUUGGUCAAAUUGCAAGCUGAAAAAGAAGGUCUAGAUCAAAUUUUCUUGGAAUCUGGAUUUGAAUGGAGAGAAGCUGGUUGCUCGAUGUGUCUAGGUAUGAAUCCAGAUAUCUUGCAACCAGGUGAACGUUGUGCAUCUACUUCUAAUAGAAAUUUCGAAGGUCGUCAAGGUGCGUUGGCUCGUACACAUUUGAUGUCACCAGCUAUGGCUGCUGCUGCAGGUAUCCAUGGUCACUUUAUUGAUAUUAGGGACCAUGAAUAUAAGGAUAACGAUAUCCCAGCUGUUGCUGUCUCCAGUGAAUCUGAAGGUGAAGAUACCCUUGAAAAAGCCGCUUAUGAACAUGAUGAACCAACUCAACCAUCUGAUUCUAGUGAUGAAGUUGCUGAAGAUGAAUUAAAAGAUAUUCCUGUAACGCAUGCUGUGGCCAAACUUUCUGUUUCUGAUGUGAAGAAGAGCAAAGCUCCAGCUGCUUCUGGUAUGCAACCAUUUUUGAAAUUGGAUGGUCUUGCUGCUCCUUUAGAUAAAGCUAAUGUGGAUACAGAUGCUAUUAUUCCAAAACAAUUCUUGAAGACUAUUAAGAGGACUGGGUUGAAGAAUGGGUUGUUCUAUGAACUACGUUUUGAAAAGGAUGCCAAUGGGAAAGAUAAGGAAACUGAUUUCGUCUUAAACGUUAAUCCAUGGAGAAAAGCUGAGGUACUAGUGGUUACUGGUGACAACUUUGGUUGUGGUUCUUCAAGAGAACACGCACCUUGGGCUUUGAAAGAUUUUGGUAUUAAAUCUAUUAUUGCUCCUUCUUUCGGUGAUAUUUUCUAUAAUAACUCUUUCAAGAAUGGUCUAUUGCCAAUUAGAAUUGAUCAAGAUGUUAUUCUUGAAAAAUUUUACCCGAUUGCUAAGGCUGGUGGUAAUCUAGUUAUCGACUUACCAAGUCAAACUAUUUCUGAUUCUAAUGGUAAUGUCUUGGUUGAACAUUUUGAGAUUGAAACCUUCAGGAAACAUUGUUUGGUUAACGGUUUGGACGAUAUUGGUAUCACAUUGCAAAAGGAAGAAUUCAUUAGUAAGUAUGAAGCCAAGAGAAGAGAUAUUUACUCUUUCUUGGAAGGAGGUUCCAAAUUAUUGAGAUUCGAUAACAUCCCAAAGAAGGCCGUCGGUACCACUACCUUUGAUAUCGUUCACGAAAAAUGGUAG
This is a messenger RNA of Naumovozyma castellii, 2367 nucleotides long. RefSeq names its product 3-isopropylmalate dehydratase LEU1 (gene LEU1). The transcript has a single exon. Bases 1 to 2367 code for a protein of 788 amino acids. The record is from RefSeq and is a predicted model, not a curated record. NCBI's taxonomy places the organism in Eukaryota, Fungi, Ascomycota, Saccharomycetes, Saccharomycetales, Saccharomycetaceae.